CGUCUAGACUCGCCACGGCCGAGCGCGCACCGGAAGAGGCGUCCGGCGGGCCGGAAGUGGGCCGGGAGGCGGGCGGCCCCGCAGGCGAGAUGAAGCCGGCGGUCGACGAGAUGUUCCCGGAGGGCGCCGGGCCGUACGUGGACCUGGACGAGGCCGGAGGCAGCACGGGGCUCCUGAUGGACUUGGCAGCCAACGAGAAGGCAGUUCACGCAGACUUUUUUAAUGAUUUUGAAGAUCUGUUUGAUGAUGAUGAUAUCCAGUGAGACGCCGUCCAACGGUGCGUGUGGUCAUGUGUGUUACGAGGUGGUGUGGCGGAGUUCCUCAGAGGACAAUUUCAGAUGGUCCUAAAGAACUCGUGGAUGUUACUUGAAAUUAGGAGAUGGUUAACCAAGAAAGAGAAGGAUGGUUUUAACUAUCUGCAUGAGGCCCGCUUAUCUCUGAAUGUGAACAAUUUUUGUCCUUCAAUUAAAAAGCGAUGCCAUCA
Molecule: messenger RNA, 484 nt
Organism: Mirounga angustirostris (Northern elephant seal)
Lineage: Eukaryota; Metazoa; Chordata; Mammalia; Carnivora; Phocidae
Gene: COPS9
Product: COP9 signalosome subunit 9
Exons: 3
Coding region: 90-263 (57 amino acids)
Biological process (GO): negative regulation of protein neddylation
Source: RefSeq, a predicted model, not a curated record